CUUUUAUUUAGUAUGAUGAAGAUGACCAGUCUGUUUCAUCAGAACAUCCAAUGGACAUCAAGGACCGGAAUGAAGACCAUGUGAGAGAGAUGUCUCUUUCAGACGAAGUUGAUGAAAUGUUACAUAAUACAUACGGACCGCUGAGGAAAUUGUUCAUACAUUUCUACAGAAUACCUGCUGCAAAAGCGGCAUAGACCAACAGUCGGUCUACUCUCCUGUAGUAAAACUCACACAUCACACUCAUGAAAUUACACCAGCAAGAUUUCUGAUUCCAUUAUGGCAAACUCAGGACACUUGGAGAAUAAUGAAGAUGAGCCGUCUGUUUCAUCUGAACUUCCAGAGGACAUCGAGGACUGGAAUAAAGACCACGUGAGAGAGUGGAUACUCCAGAUAAAAGUGGACCAAAGGGAUGCUGAUAUUUUAUAUAAUGAAGGAAUUAAUGGAGCUGGUCUUCUCCUACUGGAGAUAUCUGAUCUGACAGAACUUGGCAUUUCAUUGAAUGCAAAAAAGCGAAUUAUUCACAACAGAGAUCAAAGUUUAAAGUUGUUUACUUGCAGAUUGAAGCCAUAUCCUUUUAAAAGAUUUAAUGCUGCCCACAGAUACCAGGAAAACUUCAUUCUUGAUGUAAUGGAAACAGGUCCUUAUGACCUCAUUCAACCCUGCCAUGAAUUCAAAGAAUUCACAGACACACCAAAAGAGAAAAAAAUUACAAAAUACAGAUUUGAAGUCAUUAAAUUUGCAGCAGCUUGCAUGAACAGUCGCACCAAUGGCACCAUUCAUUUUGGAGUAAAGGAUAAACCACACGGACUAAUUCUGGGUGUCAGUGUUCAGGACUUAGAUUUUACUAGAGAGCAGACAAGUGCAAUUGACAAACAUUUUCAGGAACAAUUUGUUGAAAUAGCAAAGAGGUGUAUUAUGCCUCCACGAUUUGUUGAAGUUCUCAAAGCUGACAUGACAUCCACUGGAAAAUAUGUCAUUGAGGUGGACAUAGAACCAUCCUUCAUAGUGUGUGAAAAAACAUACUUUAAAAUUUAUAAUUUAAUAAAAGGAAAUGAAAGAUAUAAUGACGCUAUUUUAGAAAGAAAUGGCAGCAGCAGCAAACUUCGUCCGAAAAAAAAAAACAAGAAAGAAAUUCUGCAUGCUCACAUGGAAAAGUUGUCCCAAUUGAGGAAGAAUGAGGAGGAAAAGCAUCUCACAGAUGUCAGAAUGUCUUCCCAGGGAUUAAAACUAUGUAACAUGCUAACAGGAGGAACCGGAUCUUUAGACACGUCACAUUUCACAUGUUAUGUCGUGGUUACUAACAAGUCCCAUCCAAGUCUGCUAGAAAGCCUGAAGUUUCUGAUUCCUAUGAAACCGGUGGCUGUUUUGGAUUUCGAUCCAGAAUCUGCUGCGAAUGGCUUGAACAGGCUAUUUGAAGAGAGAAAAACAAAUAAUCAUUUGCCAUCUGAAUAUGAAAUUACACAAACAGUUCAAGAGACUGCAGACAAGUUAAAGCUGACCAGAAACACAAGUUGGGUUUUCUGUAAUGGAGGCUUUAAUGGAGAAGACCCAUCAGAUUCUCAGAAGUGGUCGAUUGAAAAAGGAGCCUCAGUCCGUCACCCUGUUUAUUUCCUGUGCCGAAAAGAUGUGAUGCCAAACAAGAAAUUUCUCAUCGUGUUCUUGUUGUUAAAUCAAGUGACUGAUGGAAAUGACCCUAUGCUGGAGACAUUUCAUAUGUUUCGUCAGGAGCUACACGGGGAAAAUCAAAUCUUAUGUAUCUGUGACAAUGAAACAACAUACACCUACUGGAAGGAUCUGAUUAAGGGCCGUUAUGGAGUUGACAUCUCUAGAAGAUGCAUUUCUGAGUUGAGUUUUACUGAGAUCAAUGGAACUGUGCUCAGUCUCUGGUCAGAGAAUCGUAAGUCACACCGGUUUCUGCCUGGUGGCAGUAAGGUUGUGUUAUCAAAGAAAAAGGAGGACACAUUAGAUCUGCUGACUAUUCUCUGUGUUAACCAAUGUGAUGGAGGAAAUGAGGACAAACAACAACAUGAAGAAAGGUUUUACACAGGAGGGAAAGUGUCGUGGUGGAACUUCUACUUCUCUGAACAGGCGGGAUCAGUGCCAUUCAUCAAACGGGACAAGUUUGAGUACAUUACUGAUGGCAUCAUUCCAGACCUGCUCAACAUGAAGAGAUCUUGUGUGUUCUUCAACAUCUUUCAUCUUCCAGGGUGUGGUGGAACAACAUUAGCCAUGCAUGUUCUCUGGACGCUCAAGAAUAAAUAUCGUUGUGCAGUAAUGAAAUACAAACCACAUGAUUUCACCGAUGUAGCCCAACAGGUAGUUCACUUACUAACAUAUGAGGCAAAAGACCAACAAACCAGACUCCCUGUUUUACUGAUGGUUGAAGAUUUUGAGAAGAUUUCUGAUGUUGAAACACUUCAGAAGAAAAUUGAGGACGAAUAUCAGAAAGAAAACAUUUCUUCAAAAUCUCCACAAGUCAUUCUUCUCAAUUGUAUGACAGUUGAGUCCCGUGAACAGGCAGAAGAAAAUGACAACUCGGUUUACCUUGGAAACAAUUUAUUUGAGAAAGAACAUAAACUCUUUGAUGAAAAGUUGAAAGAGCUCAAGAGAAUCUACACAAACACAGACACAUUUCAUGGGUUCAUGUAUCUACAGACUAACGGUUCAUCUGAGUAUCUUAAACGUGUGGUAGAAAAUACUCUGAACGGCUUCAACUUUCAAGACGAACACGCUCAAUUGUUUGCUGUUCUUGUUCUUCUGAGUGUUUACUGCAGGAAUGCUCUACUGUCAGUCAGUGCAUGUGAAGAGUUUCUCCAUCUGCCGAUAACAGAAGACUGUCGAUCCUGCAAAGCUGAAGAUGGAUUCAAGGAGUUUUCCGCUCUUUUGACCAGAUGCACAGCACCUUCUAACUUUGUCUUUGAGGGUAUGAGGGUGAUCAAUUCAUGUGUAGCCCAACACUGUUUGGAUGAACUUGCAGUUACUCAUGGAGUGACAAGGGUGGACAUCAUGAACACACUGCUGACAACAUUCUUAGGUUAUGAUUUGUUUUUGGGGAAACAAAAACUAAUGCAGGAUGUCCACAGCAUGUUAGUGAAGAGCCGACAUUCAACCAAGAGUGAGAGCACUUUUUCACCUCUGAUCCGUGAUAUAAUGAAGGAGACACCAGGAAGAGAAGAGAACGUUUUACUUGAUGCCACAAAGGUCUACAAAAAGGAUGCAGUAAUAUUACAGCUCUUGGCCAGGUAUUAUUACUUAAAGACAAGAGAAGAAGACUUCAACGUGAAAUAUGAAUGGGCUUUAGCCUUCGCCCAUUCAAAGGACAAAUCAUACAUAUGUGACAAAGUGGCACGUGUUCUUAGGGGUGAGCUGUGGUAUAAGUAUCAACGAGACAGAGAUGAUCCCAUAAAGCCAGACAGUCUUGAGAUGUAUCUUACAUUGGCUGAGUCUGCAACAAACGCCUGCAGGGAAUCACAACAAACGACACACAAAGAGGACAAGAUUAAAUUUCAAAGACCAAAUUAUCAUGACACCUUCAACACAACUGAGCUUCUUUGUGAACAUGAAGUGGCACUUAAAGUCAAAGAAAUACUGCAAAAGACCCCACCGUUUACAUCAGAUGAUCAACUUCUUUGUCAAGUCUUGUCAGGGAAAAUCAAGAUGGAAGAUUUGACAAGAAAACAAUCUAAACUGAAGGAAUAUUCUGAUGUGUUGAGUAAACAUAUGCACUAUAUUCUUGACCUCGAGCCAUUUGUCCAUUUAGAUAGGAAAGACAAACUAAAGGAACCGUCAAACGACACACUGAACAAGUGUUCUCAAAAGCGUAUCUCUGAUGAAAUAAACAGAAGUGAGCUGGUUAAAAAUAUUCACCUGAAUGACAUGAUAAAAGAGAAGAAGACACUCCAAGAUCUAAAGAGGAACAAGACUGAUUCCCUCUACAGGAAGAGAUCUACAUCAACUUUAAAAAGGUCAAACAGCUGUAUAAAUUUAUGUCAGAGAAAGACUUCCACGACAUCAUCAGGGGCAAGUGAAAUUUUCACCAGCAUCCACUCUAAAUUUGGAGUACAUCAGGUCCCACCAGAGUCCUACACUAUCAACUUUGGUGUUACAAAAAAUAAAUUAUACUCAGAUGAGUGGAAGUCUGCUGGAAGUCAUCAAUUUUUGGGGGAAAGAGAGAGAUUCAAACGGCUUGAUAUCUUAUACACAGCUGUAUAAAACCAGAUCAGAAGAUUUCCACUGAGUGGGACAAUGAGAAAACAUGGAAGCAAGUGAGAGACAGGAAAACUUAACAGAGCUUCUGGUAAAAUACGCAACCACUGUAUUUCGGUUGAAGAUCCAUUGAUCCAGAGCCAGUUAACCAAAGAAUUUGGCACCAGAUUGUCAUUUUUGGGGGGAUUCUCCAUGAAGGGACCAGUUGCACUUGACAUAUGAUCCUUUCCAAAGGUCUAAUCUAACAGAUCUUACUUACAUAAUUAAAAUCCUUUUUUAAUCAUUCUUUAAUUCAACUCACAAUGUAAUUCAAAGAAGUAAAACUAGAGCUCAUAAACCCCUGACAAGUUCUGUUGUUGUACUUUGUUAUUGUGUUGAACAUUCUGUUACCUUUGUUUAUAAAUAAUGAUAUCUUUUUAUUUUUUUAUUUUUUUGUUGUUACAUUAUUUUUUAUGUUCAUUUUUAUAUUUUGAGAUUUACACAUGCAGGAGAAAUGGCUGACUGUAUUUCCAUAUUUAGCCUCUGUGAUUACAGAUAUAUACAGUAUAUAUAUUCAAACUUGCAUUUAUCACAAACUGUUUACACUUUUAUGUAUAAUUCUGAUUUGUAGUUUUCACAAAUAGAGAACAAAAUAUGUUUUCAACAAAUGGUUGAAAAGAAAGUGCUAAACCUCAGAAUAGUUUAGUCAUGAAGUGUGUUUGUGAUUGUUGUAAAGAGUGUUUUAAUUUAUAUUUUCUAAUUAGUUUGGUACUGAAUGCUGGUGUGGGGAUACGGGUAAAGAUACAGGUAUAUGCCUCAUUUGUUCGAUCAAACUUGUAACAGAGAUGAAUUAUAAACUUUUUUCACUGCCAUCAACACUAUUUGUGUAAAACCCAAAUGACGUUUCAUCAGGGUUGCAUGUAAAUAUUUUGGUAUUAUGGUAUGAUUUGGUAUCACCACUCCACAACUUCUUAACACUCCAAGGACAAAGAGUUUGGGACUGUCAUUACUUAUGCAGAUUCUUAUUCACUUAUGUACUGGUUGUUCACCAUUAUUUCUGAAAGGAAUAGAUUUUUUUGUUACUGUUCUUUCAGGUCUUUAUAUGCCCAAAGACAUUGUCUUUGGUUAGAAGAUACAACAC
Molecule: messenger RNA, 5326 nt
Organism: Triplophysa dalaica
Lineage: Eukaryota; Metazoa; Chordata; Actinopteri; Cypriniformes; Nemacheilidae
Product: sterile alpha motif domain-containing protein 9-like
Exons: 5
Coding region: 277-4212 (1311 amino acids)
Cellular component (GO): cytoplasm
Molecular function (GO): protein binding
Source: RefSeq, a predicted model, not a curated record